UGUGUGUGCUACUUUGUGUGCAGUGGACUGGGGGCCACACCACAGUCAAUGAGUAAACGUGCAAACGUAAAUAAGUACUGGAGUACCUAAUAGGUACUAGGUAAGUACUUUGGUAAAUUGUCGCGUUGUUGUGUUGUUGAGAGACUCGAAGAGGCGAAGAAGAAAAACAUGGCGUCGUCGACGCUGCCACCCUGCCAAUCGCCCGAACCCAAGGACUCAAAAAUUUCAAAAGUAGCAGACAUGCCAGUAGAACAUGAUAAACAGAAGCAUAACUGCCUACUUUGCAAUGGCAAAUUAGGAGCUACAUCUAGAAGUGUCGUCAGUAUUUUUGGAGAAAAUGCUCUUACAACUUCAGAAAAUUUUAUUGUUGACGUUCUCUUCUUCAUAUUGCAACAACCUAUCAAAGAAAAUUCUCAUUCAUCGGUGAUAUGUAAAAAAUGUUUAAAGCUAGUGAAUGAAGUUGAUGAAUUAAACACCAGGUUGAAGAAGUUAAAACAAGGAAUUUGUGAUUCUUUUAAGAAAACUUUAGACAGAGUAUCAAAUGUUAAUACACCAAAUGAAUCUGUAGAUCACGAUUACAUUGAAAAUGUGGAAAAUUUCGAAACAGUGCCAAUUGUCAAACUGAAAAAUCUUACAGAAAUGAAAAAAAAAGAAAACAGCUUAAACAUUUCAGAAACGUGCAAGGAUAAGGAAUCUAAAGUAAAUAAAGCAGUAAAAAAGAAAAAAGAUAAACACUGUGGUAAUCACGUAGAUUCUAGUGAUAAUAAUGACAAUGAUACCCACAAUGAUGACAAUGAAGAAAAUGUCGAAGAUAAUGAUGAUGUAGAUUUUUAUAAUGGUAAAGCAGGUAUCGAAGAAGUUUUGGUGGAAGAAAAAAAUAUUAAGAAAUUGAUCAAAAGUGAGAAAAAGGAAAACGUUGUAGAGUUGGCUGUGAAAUUAGAAGACGGUUACAAAUGUAACAAGUGCACGAGUGAUGAAAAAAAAGAUGCUAAGGAAAUAAUUACCCAUUUGAAAAAUGAACAUGACGCUCGGCUGUACAUAUGUGAUGUUUGCGGAGAAAUGUUUACCAAGAGAACUAAUUUAUCAAAACAUUUUGAUGAACACUGCGCAAAUGAAUCAGGUGAUUUCCAGUGUGAAGUGUGCAAUCGAAUAUUCAACAAUCUGAGGCUCUUCCGAAUACACAAACGCAUCCAUUAUCCUCAGAUAAAAUCCUGGUCGUGUGAUAUUUGCGGCAAACGCUAUAGUUCUAAAAAUUUACUUGAUGAACACAUGAAUAUUCACACUGGAAACCGCCCAUAUGUUUGUCAUGUAUGUAAUAAAGAUUUCACGUCCAAAUACACACACCGUGCACAUGUCAAGACUCAUGAAAUUAGGCCAAGGCCCUACACAUGCUCUAAAUGCCCUAAAACUUUCCUUAGUCAACAAAAUUUAUCUCAGCAUUUAAAAACGCAUAACGGCAUCAAGGAUUUCGUUUGUUCAACCUGUGGAAAAGCAUUUGGUUCAGCACACAAUUUAGAAGUUCACAAUAUCGUUCACACCGGGUACAAACCAUUCAUUUGUCGUACGUGUGGCAAAGCAUUUGCGCGCAAAGCAGAGAUUCGCGAUCAUGAAAGAACCCAUACAGGCGAAAAGCCAUAUCAGUGUGAAUUUUGUGGUGCCACCUUCAGCCAGAGAUCAAAUUUGCAAUCUCACAAAAGAGCAACGCACUACAACGACAAAAGGUAUAAGUGUGACGACUGUGGAAAAGGUUUCAAAAGAAGAAGACUAUUAGAUUACCAUAUUAAGGCUGCACAUACCGGCGAACGACCCUACAAAUGUCCAACGUGCUCGGCAACAUUUGUUUACCCUGAGCACUUUAAGAAGCACAUGCGCAUUCAUACAGGGGAAAAGCCUUUUUUAUGCGAGGUUUGUGGAAAAGCCUUCAACAGUCGGGAUAAUCGAAAUGCUCACAGGUUUAUUCAUAGUGAUAAAAAGCCUUAUGAAUGUUUAAUUUGUGGAGCAGGAUUCAUGCGAAAGCCAUUAUUGUAUGCCCACAUGCAAUCACAAGGCCAUUUGAACGAUACUAUUAUUGUUAAUCAACCCAGAUUGACUGCGGAAGAAGAGAUUAUACUUCAGGACAAUAGGAUUCAUUUAGUUAUGCAGGGUGAUGAAAGCCAGCCGAGCGAAAACGCACAUAUGAUUCUUGCUGAACUGAAGGACAAUCAAGUAAUAGUUCAGGAUGGAUAUCGGCAUAAAAUUCUAAAUUUUGCAGGAACGAGUAUUAAUCGUGACCAGCUGAAUCACCUUGUUAUUGACGGAGAGAUGUCCUUGGAAGAGGAAGAAGACGAAGACGAAGAAUCCAGUGUGAUGAAGUGCGAAGACGAGGAAGAUGAUCAGAACGUGGAAGAAGUUUAUGGUUACCAGGAUGAUGAAGGCAACACCAUUAUUUUGCCACGGGGUACCGACAUCAAACAGCUUCUCACACAGGAAAAUAAGGGGUUACAAUUGGUACAGAUUCGCGUACCGAGUGGAAGUAACAUCGAGGACAGGGACGAUCUACAAAGUUCUUGAGUGUAAAAAAGGGAAGCCAGUCUACUACACCGUGUUUUGUAGUCUCGCAGAUAUUUUUGACUCUGUACAUAUAUAUAUUUUUUUGAAUGUUAUCAUUGCAACAAUUAUUACAAUGCUUUUUAGAUACUUACACUUGUCAACCAGACAAAAGAGCGU
Messenger RNA from Copidosoma floridanum, 2706 nucleotides. RefSeq lists its product as uncharacterized. Lineage: Eukaryota; Metazoa; Arthropoda; Insecta; Hymenoptera; Encyrtidae. The record is from RefSeq and is a predicted model, not a curated record.